AUGGACCCUGAUGUGAUCGAGAUUCCACCACCACAGCGAACUAUCAAGCCGCACAAAGAGGUCAUUUUUCGGGAUGUGAUCGACAUCGACAAUGAUGACGACACAACAGAUUUAGUGUUAAUUGGUGAAAACAUUGUUGAAAGUAAUAAGGGGAAGACAACUGAAUCUGUUCGCAACGGUUCUGGUGAUCAUCAAACUAUGGAAGACUUUGAUAAUAUAUAUUAUCCGCCUGUGAUUGACAAAUCUGGACCAAGUAGCAGGGUAGAGUCUUCCAAUGGUUAUACUUCUGUAUCAAAUAACUUAAUCAACAUUGAUGAGGAUGAGUCUGACCACUUGUAUGACGAUGAUGAUGAUGGCUUCUGUGAUAUUAUUCCGGAUGAUUAUAUGGAUGUAGAUAAUUAUACUUUACUGCAGGAGCAUUUUGACAAUGCAAACAUACCUCCUGGUAUUGAGGCACCUGUUCCUUGGUUGAAGGAAUACAAUCUAAGUUCUAAGAAUGCUGAAAGUAGUUUAUUCUAUCCUAGCUUUCAUAUUCCGCAAUCUGAUUCUAAACAUUCUCAAGUUAAUGGCUUAUUUCAGCCUUCAUGGUCAUUUGAGCCUAUUAAGCCUGAAACCCAAGGACCUGUAGUAGGUAGUUCUAGUGUGCAAAAUCACUUAUCUUCUCAAUUAUUUUCUCAAGUUGACCCUAGUAAGAAAAUAAUUGACGCCACACAGAGCAGGAGACGCAAGUUAAAGUUGGCAUUAGGAGUGGAGUCAUCUACAUCUAGUUUGUCUUUGGGACCUUCUGGUAAAAAGAAGCCUUAUUUUUUUGGUUCUUCAACUAACCAUGGCUCUGUAGACAACUCAGGGGUCAUGAAGCUGCCACAUGGAGGUGGUUCACCUCAUUGGAAACUACUUGAAAGUGCAAAGAAAGCAGCUGGAACUGGAAGUAUCAGUUCACAUUAUUCAAAUUUCUAUGGACAUGUAGAUGGAUCAAUUCAUUUUCCAGGAACUGAAUUUGCAAAUCCUUGGUUGAAUUCUUCUCAUUUUAAUCCAUUUCCAAAUUAUACAGCUUAUCCAGGUUUUUCCAAUCCAUUUGUUCCUCUUCAUACCACACCUGCGCAAAUGUUCAAUAACCCUUGGUGUACUGUUGUGACCAUCUCUGAUGAAGCCAGAGAAGAAAUUCUUGAGAAAUUUCAAAACUUUAAGCAAUUUGACACUGUUGACGACACUUCAGACCAUUACUUUGUUCGCACCAAUUCUUCCACGACACAGCAUUCAAAGAAUUGGGUUAAAAGAAUUCAGGAAGAAUGGAAGUUAUUGGAGAAGGAUUUACCAGAUUCAAUAUUUGUCAGAGUUUAUGAAUCAAGAAUAGAUCUGUUGAGGGCUGUAAUUAUUGGAGCAGAGGGAACUCCUUAUCAUGAUGGCAUUUUCUUUUUUGAUGUUUCCUUUCCAAGUGGCUUUCCCAAUGUACCCCCGCAAGUCUACUACCACUCUGGUGGACUUCGGCUCAACCCAAAUUUAUAUAAUUGUGGCAAGGUGUGCCUUAGUCUACUUAACACCUGGUCUGGCAAUAAGAAUGAGAAGUGGCUCCCAGGUGUUUCAACAAUUUUACAGGUCCUGGUCUCUAUACAAGGUCUAAUCUUGAAUACACAGCCUUAUUUUAAUGAGCCUGGAUAUGCACGUUUGAGUGGUUCUGCUGAGGGUGAAACUAGAUCCCUGCGGUAUAAUGAAGACACAUUCCUCUUAUCAUUGAGGACAAUGGUUUAUCUGAUAAGAAGGCCUCCAAAGAGUUUUGAGGACUUUGUUAAGGGGCACUUCUGCAGGCGAGCUCAGGACAUUUUAGUGGCUUGUAAAGCAUACAAGGAUGGUGCUCAAGUUGGUUGUUUGGUGAAAGGCGGAGUUCAGGAUGUUGAUCAGGGUGACAAGAGCUGCUCAAAGGAGUUUAAGAAUUCUUUAGCUGCAUAUGUGGAUAUGCUUGUUAAAGAGUUUACACAAGUUGGAGCCAAGGACUGUGAGAAAUUCCUGUCUUCAUCAACGGUAAGCAACAAGCCGUUGGAAUAGUUGCUACAUUUUCUUGAUAAACCCAAUUUUGAGACUUGCAACAAGCCGUUGGAAUAGUUGCUACAUUUUCUUGAUAAAGGUUUAAUUUAAUAGAAGGUUUUGUUUUAUGUUUACAUUGUUGAACCUUGUUAUAUAGACUCAAUGGCCUGCUCAUAGUUCUCAAUACUGUAUAUAGUUCGGAUGAAUUAUUAAUGCAUUCUUAAGAUGGCAGAAGAUCCAUUGUCAA
Lathyrus oleraceus (garden pea) is the source of this 2269-nucleotide messenger RNA. RefSeq names its product probable ubiquitin-conjugating enzyme E2 25. The record is from RefSeq and is a predicted model, not a curated record. The transcript has 8 exons. Gene Ontology annotation, molecular function: ubiquitin conjugating enzyme activity. Bases 1 to 2043 code for a protein of 680 amino acids. Lineage: Eukaryota; Viridiplantae; Streptophyta; Magnoliopsida; Fabales; Fabaceae.